AUGCUGCUGCUGUCAAUUGUUUCGUUUCUGUUUGCGCUGAAUGUGACGAGUGCUGCGUCCUCGAACUACGCACCGUUUGCCAUCAACCUCCCCGCUUUCUCGAAGGAGUGUUUGUACCACGAAUUGCUGUCCGAUGACGACUCGCUCGUCGUUGGGUACCAAGUUCUCACCGGUGGGAACUUCGAGGUUGACUUCACGAUCAACUCUCCAGACGGGACCGAGAUUGUCAACGAGAAGCAGAAGAAGUACUCGGACUUUGUGCUGAAGUCGUUUGGUGUUGGUGAGUACAAGUUUUGCUUUGCGAACUCGUACGGGACUGCGUUGAAGAAGGUUGAGGUGACCCUCGAGUUGGAGGAAACGCUGAACCACGAGAACGACAACGCGGAAGACAUCUUCGCGAACAACGCGAUCGCAGAGAUCGACCGUAACCUUAACAAGGUCACGAAAGUGCUCAACUACCUCCGCGCGAGAGAGUGGAGGAACAUGUCCACGGUGACGUCCACAGAGUCCCGCCUGAAGUGGCUCUCCCUCCUCGUCAUGCUUAUCAUGGUCGGCAUCAGCGUCUUGCAGGCCAUCAUCAUCCAGCUGUUCUUCAAGAACCGCCAGAAGAACUACGUCUAA
Molecule: messenger RNA, 621 nt
Organism: Huiozyma naganishii CBS 8797
Lineage: Eukaryota; Fungi; Ascomycota; Saccharomycetes; Saccharomycetales; Saccharomycetaceae
Gene: ERP2
Product: Erp2p
Exons: 1
Coding region: 1-621 (206 amino acids)
Biological process (GO): protein retention in ER lumen; endoplasmic reticulum to Golgi vesicle-mediated transport; intracellular protein transport
Cellular component (GO): endoplasmic reticulum; COPII-coated ER to Golgi transport vesicle; Golgi apparatus
Source: RefSeq, a predicted model, not a curated record